UAAAAAAAAAAGAUUUCUAUUAUUCAAUUUAUACGGGUCAAAAAUACCCAAACUCGAUCAGAAAAUCAAAACGGGCCAAAUAACCGCCUUUCAAGGUUAAAGUGACCAACAAACCGGUUUCUUUAAUUUGCAGUAAAACCCCAGUCCACGCGCUUCCUCCAGGUGUUCUUCCCGUUUCUCCCUCUUCAUUCAAUCUCUGAUCUAAUCAGGAAAAUGAGUGGUUUUGGAUAUACAGUGGAAGUGACUGGCUUGUCCCCCAAAGCUACGGAGAAAGAUGUUUAUGAUUUCUUCGCCUUCUCUGGUACGAUUGAACAUGUCGAAAUUGUCAGGUCGGGUGACUAUGCAAGUACUGCCUAUGUGACAUUCAAAAAUGCUUAUUCUCAAGAGACGGCCGUCUUGCUUAGUGGUGCGACACUUCUUGAUCAACGUAUAUGUAUAGCUAGCUGGGGCCAAUGUGAGGAGGAGCUUCUUUUUUGGAACCUUUCAAGAAGCCAUGAAUAUGAAACAAGUUCAAGUCAACCACCGCUGAGAAGCCGAUUAGUAUCUCAUGCUGGAGAAGCUGUUUCAUUCGCUCAGGAUGUUGUCAAAGCCAUGUUGGCCAAGGGAUAUGUAUUAGGCAAAGAUGCUUUAAGCAAGGCCAAAGCCUUUGAUGAAUCUCAUCAAGUUUCAGCAACUGCCGCAGCUAAAGUUGCUGAACUAAGUGAGAGGACUGGCCUCACCGACAAAAUUUGUGCCGGUGUUGAUGCUGUGAGAUCAGUGGACGAGAGGUACCAUGUCUCAGAGAACACCAAAUCAGCCAUUUCUGCUGCAGGAAGAACAGCCGCGGCUGCUGCAAACACUGUGGUCAGCAGCAGCUACUUUUCCAAGGGCGCUCUCUGGGUUUCAGGCGCAUUAGAUCGAGCAGCUAAAGCUGCAGCUGAACUCGGUAAUCGUAAUGUUCAUCAGUAAUGUUUUGGUACUUGAACAGUUCCUUGUGUUGUGCAUGAGCGCCUUAUAGCGUAUACGUAGUUAGCAGUUUGAUGCUUGUAUACAGGGAAGAGUUGAGUUGCUUCUUUCCUUUCAAGGCACCUAUACUUGUGAUUUAGCUGGAAAUGGUAGUGAAGUUCAAAUCUACAUGUUUAGAGUGCUCGAAUUUGGCUUCCUUGGCAAUUAAUUAAUUACUACU
Molecule: messenger RNA, 1165 nt
Organism: Durio zibethinus
Lineage: Eukaryota; Viridiplantae; Streptophyta; Magnoliopsida; Malvales; Malvaceae
Product: RNA-binding (RRM/RBD/RNP motifs) family protein
Molecular function (GO): RNA binding
Source: RefSeq, a predicted model, not a curated record